Molecule: messenger RNA, 1920 nt
Organism: Penaeus monodon (black tiger shrimp)
Lineage: Eukaryota; Metazoa; Arthropoda; Malacostraca; Decapoda; Penaeidae
Exons: 13
Coding region: 1-1920 (639 amino acids)
Source: RefSeq, a predicted model, not a curated record
AUGGUCUCUGCCUCGACUUCGGAAAAUCUUGCAAAUACACCAAAUUCCCGAUGCAUCACCCGAAGUCGUGUCCGGGGUUGCCGUGCAGCUGCUGCGUCCAGGGUGAGUAGGAUCCUGACGCUCCCGUCGACGCCGCUCGGAGCUCUGUGGCAGAGCCUGUAUCUCUAUCGGAUCUGCAGGAGUAACGCGGCCUCGCCCCCAGACCCCGCGUGCAGUCCCAGUUCCUCCUGCCUGGCGGAGGGCGGCUACUGCAGCGACAUCUGCGGCGACGGCGACCGCGUGCUCUACGGCAAGUGCCACACGGCUGACUGCAAGUGCUGCGCCCCGCCCUGCAAGACGAUGAGCUCGUGCUUCCAGAAGGGCGGCUUCUGCGUCACCAGCGAGGCCUUCUGCGCCGGCACCGUCACGCAGGAGUGCCAGGGCUCGGGCUGCAUGUGCUGCGUGCCCAAGACGGAAGUAAUUCCCGACAUCUGCACUGCGAAUAGGAGCUGCAAGAAGCGCAAAGGGAAGUGCGGAAAGGAGAAGUGCUCGCCACACGAAGUGGAGAUCGAAGGAGGCUGCUCCGGCACCUCCUGCAGGUGCUGCGCGCCGCAGCUGCCUUGCAAAACGUCAAAGGCGUGCACGGGCAAGGGUGGCACCUGCGUCAACGCCAAGGAGUGUGCGGGUCCCAGCGCUGACGGAGUAAAGUGCAAGGGCACAGGAUGCGUUGCAAGGCGGGGAGUCCAUGCAACAAAGAUGGCCGGUACUGCACGACGGAAAAAUGCAAAGAAAGUGAGGAGGAACUUAAAGGCGGUUGCAAGGGAAGCAAUUGCCGCUGUUGCGCACCCUCUGGUUGCAAGCCGAAGAAAAGUUGUUCGAAGAGAAAAGGAUAUUGCACGAAGGAGAAAUGCAAUGCAGACGAAGAGGAAGUUAAGGGCGGUUGCCAGGGACCCGAUUGCCGCUGUUGCGCUCCCGGAGGUUGCAAGCCGAAGAAAAGUUGUUCGAAGAGAAAAGGAUAUUGCACGAAGGAGAAAUGCAAUGCAGACGAAGAGGAAGUUAAGGGCGGUUGCCAGGGACCCAACUGCCGCUGUUGCGCUCCCGGAGGUUGCGAGCCGAAGAAAAGUUGUUCGAAGAGAAAAGGAUAUUGCACGAAAGAGAAAUGCAAUGCAGACGAAGAAGAAGUUAAGGGCGGUUGCCAGGGACCCAAUUGCCGCUGUUGCGCUCCCGGAGGUUGCAAACCGAAGAAAGGUUGUUCGAAGAGAAAAGGAUAUUGCACGAAGGAGAAAUGCAAUGCAGACGAAGAGGAAGUUAAGGGCGGUUGCCAGGGACCCAACUGCCGCUGUUGCGCUCCCGGAGGCUGUAACACAACGAAAAAAUGUAAGAAAAACAAAGGGUCCUGCUCUAAGGAAAACUGCAAGAACAACGAAAGAGAAAUUCCGAAAGGUUGCAAAGGCAAAGAUUGUCAUUGCUGCGUUAAAGACGGACCAACAACAACAGCAAGACCAACUACAUCAAGACCAACAAAACCAACAACAACAUCAGAGAAUCAAACCUCUCUUAAAGCUGAAUUCUUUUACUUAUGUGCAUGUGUCCACAGGAAGGGACCUGGGAACAUACCUUUCAAUCUGUGUUGAUAUUGUAUAUGCCAAGAAGACUUCAGCGUCCAGGAAGCUCUUGACACAAGACUUGACCCAAAAGUGUCAGGAACAAUCACCUAUAUUUCUCAAACAAAACACAAGUGAUCUUCAGUGCUUAGGAGAGCUCAAAUUUCUGACAGAUGUCAAAGUUACUGUACCCACUAGACUCUCCCUCUCACCACAGUGUUCAGAUCAUGCUUUUGGGUUGCAUGCAAGGCCACAGGUGAGGACGGAGACUCUCACCACACACCCCUACCACCACCAUCCUAACACUUUGUUUUCUUACAUGGACACUAGUCGAUGA